This is a messenger RNA of Anoplopoma fimbria (sablefish), 2111 nucleotides long. RefSeq names its product TPA-induced transmembrane protein. Lineage: Eukaryota; Metazoa; Chordata; Actinopteri; Perciformes; Anoplopomatidae. The transcript has 7 exons. The record is from RefSeq and is a predicted model, not a curated record. Bases 285 to 1055 code for a protein of 256 amino acids.
CGCCGAAACUUGAAGGAACUCACCUGGCUGGUUAAAGGACGAGCAGUAGAACAGACACGUCCACGUCAGGAGAAAAAAGAAAAAGAAAAAGAAAACAAACUUCAAACAAUGUGACAACAACGACCUGUUGUCUUUGAGGAAUUGUCUUUUUUUAACCCGCAUCUGGGACGUUGGACAGUGCGUUUUUAUUAUCAAAAGUUAUAGUUUAUAGGCAUUUCCGGGUUUGAAAUUCUCCCAGGAUUACACCACUCCUAUUAGGCACUGGGAGUUGGAAGCAAACCAGCAUGGACAUUGAGCUCCAGCCCAUCGGGGAGAAUGGGAACGAUGGAGCAGCAUAUUCUUUUAAUGAACGGGCCAGGGCAGGUAAUGGAGAUGGUCCCUACAGGAUCCCUGAUGCAACAGAGAGCGACGGGUUGCUUUCUGCACAGACUACCAGUAGUAAUGGGGAGAAGGUGCCCUUUGGUCAUGGAGCUGAAACUCAAAGGACUCUGGGAAACACAUCCAUUACUCAAGUGAUAAGCUCGGUGUGCAAGAUAAGAAGAAAGAGGCUCAGACUAUGGGGGAUCAUCGUCCUUAUCGUUCUCCUCAUCAUUGCUGUGGUUUUCAUUUCACUGGCUGUGUGCGCAGCGGUCCAUAAGGACGUGGAUGAGAACUUCGACAGUUCCUUGUUCAAAGUUCCUCGGUCUUUCAAUGGGAGCUUCCAAAUGCCCAAUCAGGUCUUCACAGAGGAACUAUUCUCAAUUUCCUCCAAUGAAAGCCAAGAACUCGCUGCUAACCUUACAGAAAAGCUGGCUGACCUCUACAGAUCCUCUCCUGCUCUGGGACGAUACUUCUCCAAAGCUGAGAUACAAGCUUUCAGGAACGGGUCAGUCAUCGCUGAUUACCAGCUGACAUUUCUCAUGCCUGAAGAGCAGCAGGAUCAGCUGAGAAACACAACCCUGAGCAGGGAGAUGGUGUUCAACGUGUUCAGACAGUUCCUAUACGACCAGGAGGGGGAUGAGUCGGGGCAGACCUACAUUGAUCCAGUUUCCUUAAACAUGUUUUUAAGACACUAGGAAAACUGGUGUAUCUUGCUUUCUUUCUCACUGAAGUGAGACACUCCUACAGCGAGGGGGUUGUUUGUGUCAGACUGCAUGUGUGAUUCUCCCACGAGUCUGCAGAAAUUUUGCAUUGUGAUGCAUCUUUACCACAGGAACCCACAGUCACACAAAAGUCAUUGUGGUUACAGGUCAUAUGGACGAUCUCAUUGUGUAUUCUAUUUAAUAAGCUUUUAAGACUGUUCAUAAUUCAAUCAGUCAACAGUGACCUCUCAGGACUCAAAAUGGACAUAUACUGGAUUUACUCACCAUAGUGUCAACAAAAAUAAGGAAGGAAAUACAUUUUUCCAUAUUGCAUUUGAGUUUUUAUUACUGUGCCUUGUUUAACUUCCACUGUAAAUGUCGGUGCUGUAAAUAUUUAUUCAUUCCCUGACUAUCACUGCCAUUUCAUGUAUGAUCACUUUUACACAACUGUCUGAAAUUGUUAUUUUUAAAUACAAAUACAAGUGUUUAUAUUUGCAUAUCUGUGCCAAUAUUUCCCAUCACCAGACAUUAUUUGCAAACCAAAGCUGUGGAACAUUUGCCUAUCGGGCAACAAACACUGCAGAGAACUGUACAGGAAAAUGAGCCUGCUGGUGAGAUCAUUUUGUAAGUGAAGGUUAAACACGGCCAUAAUAAAACGCUGUAUUUUGGAUGCUCUUUGUGGUUGAAAAGUAGAGUGAGUGCAUGUGAAACAUGCUAGUUACGAUUUCCUUUUUUGUCUCUCUGGUUGUUGCAACACUGGUGACUUAUCACAUGUACAGUACAGAGCUGUGUGUCAGUAUGAGAUCGCAGUCUGUUUACGGGCAGCGAUCAUGUCAACAUGUCCUUCUAAUGAGAUUACAGCUGUCAUUAAUGUUUGUGGCAGAGUAUCUGGUCUCACACAGACAUUCUUCACAUGCAAUAGAGGGUUAUUAUAGACCUUCCCUCAGCUGUUUUUUAUUCUCCAUACAAGACUUCAUCGAAACAGCUUAGGUUUGAGUAAACUUUUUUUCUCACUUCAUUUUUAUGGUAAAAACUCACCUGGUUAAGGUU